AUGAGGGGAAUUCUCCGAUUAUUCGGGACUGCAACUCUCGACGGAGAUAUCAAGGCACAGCUCGCUUAUGUGGUUAUCAACGAAGAGCGCACCUUCCCGCUGAGUGGUCUCGACCGGGUCGCUCCGCCCGGAAUCAAUACCCCGCACCCGCUUUUCCCGCUGUACAAUCCACUCAGCUAUCCUCCGCCAAAAACUCCCGAGUCCGAGAUGAACUCGCCCCGGUAUCCAUCGUCUCCGAUCCAAUCGCCCGUUGGACAGUUUUCCUCGCCGGCCCCAAUGGCAUCGGCGUUCUCCCCUCGGGACGAAAAGCCUUUCGGCCGCGAAUUCUCACCUCCGUCGUCGGCCUAUCAAACGGACGGGAGUCAGGCCGGGGGCUGUUAUCCGAACAACGACAGCUACUCCCCUCCCCCGUCGACGGGUCCUUGUCCAACGUACGGCGAUCAGAAGCCCCCUUACUCGUACAUAUCGCUCACGUUCAUGGCGAUACAGUCCUCGAAAGAGAAGAUGCUCACCUUAAACGAAAUCUACAAAUUCAUCAUGGAUCGCUUCCCGUACUAUCGCAAGAACACGCAAAGGUGGCAAAACUCGCUUCGUCAUAAUCUGUCGUUCAACGACUGCUUCAUUAAGAUUCCCCGGCGUCCCGACCGGCCUGGGAAGGGUUCUUACUGGGCUCUGCAUCCUUCGUGUGGUGAUAUGUUCGAAAAUGGUAGCUUUCUGAGACGCCGGAAGCGAUUCAAACUGCCACGCCACGUCAAAGACGCGACAGCGAUGGCUAUCGCCGAGCUCAAACACUACGAAACAGUUUGCAAUCAACAGAACGCCGUACAGGAGCAAGCGAAAAUCCGACUCAACGCCUUGGCGGCCGCCCCGACGCAUUUGAACCCUAGACCCUCGGUGUCCCCACCGACCCAGACUCUCAUCAGUGCACAGCCGUCACCGUCUCCGUCCGCUCAGCCUUUCCAACGAUCUCAACACAAACAGUCAUUCUCAAUUGACAACAUUAUCGGCGGCGGCAGCGAUCGCUCGUCGACUUCGACGCCCCCAACCCCCAUCGCUCCCCCACCCCAAAACGUACCGACGAUGGCGCCUCACUUCAAUCCUGCAGCUGGCGCGUACCCGCCCCCGAUGGCUCCUCAGUAUUCCUUGGCACAGUUGCAGGAGUUCAACUCGUUGCUGUCACGAUUCCCCGCGUUCUCGGGCACGCCACUCGGAGCCGCCUUCAACCCCGCUUUUGCCCAACAGGCCUUCAUGAUGAGCCAACUGGCCGCGGCCGCGAACGCGGAUCUCCUCCGCAAAUACGCGCAGGCCGCUGUGGUUCAGGCGCGUCUCUCAGCUGCUGAAGAUCUCUCAAGACCCGCGAGUCAAACGAGCGAGCGGGACGAUGACGGAAACGACAACGGAGACGAAGACGACGAUCUCGACGUGGUGUCUUCUGAGGUGUCAAGAAACUAG
This is a messenger RNA of Galendromus occidentalis (western predatory mite), 1452 nucleotides long. RefSeq names its product hepatocyte nuclear factor 3-gamma-like. Gene Ontology annotation, biological process: regulation of transcription by RNA polymerase II; anatomical structure morphogenesis; cell differentiation. The record is from RefSeq and is a predicted model, not a curated record. Gene Ontology annotation, molecular function: DNA-binding transcription factor activity, RNA polymerase II-specific; RNA polymerase II cis-regulatory region sequence-specific DNA binding. The transcript has 2 exons. NCBI's taxonomy places the organism in Eukaryota, Metazoa, Arthropoda, Arachnida, Mesostigmata, Phytoseiidae. Bases 1 to 1452 code for a protein of 483 amino acids.